Molecule: messenger RNA, 5374 nt
Organism: Pisolithus orientalis
Lineage: Eukaryota; Fungi; Basidiomycota; Agaricomycetes; Boletales; Pisolithaceae
Exons: 8
Coding region: 77-5287 (1736 amino acids)
Molecular function (GO): lipid binding
Source: RefSeq, a predicted model, not a curated record
CGUGGCUGGAGUCGAUGCUAUCACAUCUGGCCUUGCGUGGUCCGAGUGUUCACUGGCAACUGUUGUCUGUAAAUUCAUGUCAGACGGAACCAGGCUCCGCCAAACGUGGAGUGAUGCGCUCAGUGCAGCGGAAACCAACUUUCGCCAACUUCUGGCAUCUUACUCGUCUAAUGAAUGGAAACAUGUACCCCUCCCCCAGGACGCGCCUUCGCCACGCAAGGGAAAGUCGCGGGCGGCGUCGUUGAAUCCGGAGCUGAGGGACGUGGCGGUCCACCGCAAGGUCACCAAGUCCGGCGAGUACGUUUACAGAGCCGUUCUGGAUGUACCAGCUACAGACGAAAAUGCUGCAAUGGAUGUAUGGAAGGCUAUCAUCACAACUCCUGAAAUUAGGCAGGAAUGGGACCCCGCUGUGGAUGCCUCACAGCUUGUCGAGCUGUUCGACCAGAGGACAAGAAUAACUAAAACAAGGUUUACACUUGGUUGGCCCGCAAACCCUAGAGAUGCUGUGACUAUUUCUCGCUUGCACCAGAAUGCCUCUACCAUCAUAGAUAUAUCUACGUCGCUCCCUCGUUCUGCUGAUGAUCCCACGUAUCUCAGACCAUCACCUCCUUACGUCAGAUCAAACGUUGCACUUUUUACGUGGUGGAUUCAAGUUUUACCUCAGUCACCGCUUCAACAGUCAUCAUCACCGGCAGAACAACUCAAGAGACGGCUCUCGAUAGUACUGUCCACCCCCGUCUUGCGCAUUACCUGUUUCUGGCAGCACGACCUCCGGGCCCUAUGGAACUUCAAUUCAUCGGCUAGUAUUUGUCAGCAGCUAUCUACGAUGGUUCUCGGACUUUACAAGACUGUCAAGACACGCGGAUCCCGUGUUCCAAUGCUCUCCGGUCAUGGGUACGGAGUCAGCAUUGAACGCAUGCGUUUCCAACUUGAUAGACAGGCACUCACAAUCGAGUAUGCCAUUCACCCGGAGGAUGAUGCGACAGACAGCAGCGGUGGCCACAGCUUGGAUGAGAUUAGGGAAUAUCGCCGUCUGACACGCUCAGUUGAAUGCCAUCUACCUGCUUCUGAAGGUUGGGAUGUGCAGCUAUCUAUCAAGGCUUCUUCGGACAAAGCUCAGAAACUGCCGUGGAGUGCGAGUGCCGUUCGCCACAGAAGCGAUCCUUCGAUACCGACAGGAAAGCCGUUCGAGCUCAUCGUUCUCCAUGUCACACACGCUUCUCUACCGGAUACUCAUUCUAUUCUCAAAGUACGCGUCGCGAUCGAGUUGUCUGGGCCUAGUUGCGGGAUCAGGCUUAACGGGAUCCCGCAAACGAUACAGAGCGCAGAAGAGCGCGACUCGGGUACGUCCGUCAGACAACAGCAGCAGAUUCUACAGGAUGCCUCAAGUGCUGCCAAUGUGAGCUUCCACACUACAUCCUCUGUAAGCUCAGUCGGAACUAUUGGAUCUGGUUCCACGCCUUCCCGCACAAUCACACUGAAUACCGCGGAUCGAUCUGCUACCGCUGAGAAAUCGAUCCUGGCAAGAGUGAGAAGGAGUUAUAUUUACUUUUCGUCUUUAUUACAAGAACCAGAGGCCAAGUGGAAGCGGACCACGGAAGCUAGAGGCGUCUCCGUGACCCAACUUGACUCGAUCGAUCCAACGCUCGUGGUGUACCGCGCGGAAGCAACGUUCGUCGGGCUGGGCUUAUGGGACCUCUACAGCGCGCUCGUCUCCCCAGGAGCCCGUGUGUUCUGGGAUAAACAACAUGACGACGCAAACUUACUGGAGGAUGUCAACGAACUCACGGAAUUGUGGCAUUUCAAGACAAAGCCGGCAUGGCCAGUCGUCGGUCGUGAUGCUGUGCUUCUUAAGACAGUGUACAAGUCCCCUACUACGAUACACGUGUUCUCGUUUUCUGCGGACGAUCCAUACCUCUUCCCAUCCCUUCCGCUCCUCGAUCCUAGUAUCAUUCGCACCCAGGUUGACCUCCAAGGAUGGGCAAUUGAGGCCCUCAACCCUACCACGACACAGCUCACCCUACUAGAACAAAGCGAUCCGAAGGGGUGGUCAAACAAGGCAAUGACGAUUCCGUCGCAGAUGGUUGCAGCGGUGGCCGGAGUCGGUGAUUUUGUCAUCAAGUGCGGUGGUCCACCUGUUGUAACUCGGCUUUCUGGCGCCCGUGCAACCGAAAUGCGCUACGAACACGAGAAAGGCACUUUUCGGGUUGCAUACGAGAGAGCAGAGGGACGUCGUGGUGGUACGAGUCCCGGGGGCGCUGGUUUGAAUUCUACGAGUGGGGAUGCCGACAAUGGGGGGAACGAUUUAGGAGCAAGCUCAAGUUCAGUGCAUACCAUCGAGUGUGAAAUAAGGUGCGACAUGGAUACGUGGGCCUCUGCGCUAGACAUCGUGGUGGACCCGCCACCGCAGAACGUUAUUGCGUUGCGCCGACACCGGCUAUCGGAGGGUGGAGGUGGGUUAUGGUUGACGCUGAGCCAUGACGCAUUGUUUGCGGCAGACGAGCGCUUGCUUGCGAUUGUGCGCCGAGGACCGAUGGCAUCUGCCCGUGACAAAGGUGUGGUAAUGGUGAAUGGGGCACGAGUUUCUGUGGACGUGGAGGAGCUCGCAGAGACUGAGAUCAGGGCGCUCAGCAAACGGAAACGUGUCAAGCCGCUGCGCAUACCUCUCGACCAGCCCCCAGUCGUCAGUGUUAUCCGAAGGCUUCGCGCAGAAUGGGACGCAGACGAGCCGGCGUCGCCGACGGACGGUGGUCCGACGACGAAGCCGCCAACCCCUGAUCCCGCAGAACAACCCCAGCCGAAGUCAAGCAGCACGACAACGUCGUCAGGAUGGCUGUCCGCUCCGAGGUUCUCCAGUCCACUUGCAAGUUUCUGGUCGUCUGCGGUUGACCAAGCAACGAGUACAACGCAAUCUGCGGUCGCCGCCGUCACGCCAUCUACCGCAGCCACUGCAAUUGCAUCCGUACCAUCGUCCUCGAUGGUACCAAUGCAGCAUGUAUUGGAAGCCUUGCAUUGGCUUCGCGAAUCGCAGGUUCAUCAGGAAGAUGGAUGGACGCUCGUAACUGACAAAGGUCUCGCUGUGCAGCGCAAGGUAAUUCCAGAAAUUUCACCGGCUAUACCCGUGCACAAGGGUGAGAAAGUCAUCGAGGGUGUUUCUGCCGAAGAGGUUUCUUCAAUAGUGACAAGCUAUGACUGCCGAAAGCAGUGGGACGAUCGUUUCGGAUCCGCUAUCGUCUUCGAGAGCUUCGGUGCAGGAUGCCAUACUGCGUUCGUAGUGUCGAAAUGUGGAUUCCCCUUCCGGGACAGGGGUUUCUACCUAUCUUCGUUGAUGGCGCGUGCGAAGCUUCCCCAAAGGAACUUCGAUGCUACACCAGGAGAGGCGGGAUUAUCGCAGGAUCAUAGGAAUGUCAUCUUCUGUGUGUCGGCAUCCUUCCAUCCGGAAUCUGUCUCAUCUUUUUCAUCCGAGAAAUACAACUCGUAUGGCUAUCCAAUUGGACGCGUAUUUAUCGAUGGAUGGAUACUGGAGACAUUAGACCCGUAUACGAAGGAGAACUAUGCUAUUCCGUCAACGCGUUGUACUCGGAUCGUGGCGGUCGACUAUGCGGGCUCGGUUCCCGUUGCCAUGAACUCGAUGAUAAAUGCGGCCCUGCCGAGGUCUAUACUCGCCGUGGAGACCUACAUCAAGGGAUCGUCGCCCUUGCCAUUGACUAGACUACCUGCAACUGGGCUCGUUCUGACUGAGUCUAAAAGUGCGGAAGUAGCUCCUCCUGGUGUUGUUGCUGUCACGGGAGGUGGGUCGCCCUCGUGGAAGUUGAAGCGACGGGACGAGAAUCGGAUACUUGUUGGGUCGACUUAUGACCCUACCACCCGCACAUAUAACAGUUCAAUCUUCUUAACGAUGUCGAGCCAGCCCCGGCCCGAGGAAGCAACAUCGAGGGUAUCGCGAGUUUUGACUGGGGCGACAGGAACGACACCCGACGCUCGUCAGGGUGGCCGUACCGAGUACGCUGCGUCGCCAAAUCCAUCAUCAGAUCGGGGAGAACCAUCCUCUUCGCCGGUGCGAUCACGAUCAACGGAACGAGCAGCCAGAUCUUCGGCGUUCACAAUCAAAGGCGAGCUCAAGCAAUCGACUGACCUCGUCGUGGCUGAAGUACUCGUGGACUCGAAGCUUUACCCCGAGGGCUAUAGUGUUCAGAUCACCUCUGGUCUCCGAGACGGAUCCAAGUUCGUGUCCCUUACGGCACGUUCCGCUUCGUCGGAUGGAAGCACCUUCCGAACUGCACAAAUGCUGCUACCUGUCGCGUCGAGCCUGUAUACGGUGCCCGCGUCACCACUACAUUCUUCGGGAUUGAAUGCCGACCGACCUCCACGGCAUCUAUUGCGGCUGACUCUUCCGACUGCGCAAUUCCAAAUUUCUACAGUGCAGGAUCCGUUGACAGGGGAGACCCGGAGUGCCCCUCCGAAACCGCAGUGGCUACUGGACCUGCAAAGCAAAGGUUUUACCGUGCAAAUCGAGAUAGGCCCCGGCAAUGGUGCGAGGAAGAAUGGAGGCGGCGCCACGGUGAACGUGAACGGAACGGCUACUGCUGUGGUAAGCGAGAAGGAAUCGUUGACGGCGCUUGGACGCGAUGAAUUGCAGGACGAUAGGGUAUCGCGGAUGCCCGUGGUACAACGGUGCGGUGAGGAUGGUGACGUUUUUCCUGAAGAGUUGCAGGUGCCGCUUGCACGUGCGGAGGAGCUGCUUGAUAGGGCGGCAGGUGUCCACGCCACCGACAUCAUAGAAGAUCCGAAGACGCCUGAAGGGGACGGAUUGAGCGAGGAAGAUACUGAUAAAAGUCAAGGUCCGGAAUCGCCCGAAAAUGGAGUGGAUGCGCAGGGCCAGGUCCCUUCUGGGUCCGAGGGGCUUCUCGGGUUCUUGAAUGCUUAUCCAAACACGCUGACACGCUGGGCGACGUCAGCCGUGAGAGGAACCACGACGGGCAGUGCUAUGCAAGUGGACGGGGAGGAGGUACUGGUAGUGAACGUGCCACCACCGGGAUCGACGAGGACCAUGUUAACGGCGAGGACGUAUCCGCUGUCGACGGUUCUCAUCAUUGCGAUGAUUGGGUUCUUAAUUGGAUCGCUGCUGCGGUCUCUUCUCUCGCCAGCUGAUUUCAUUUACGUUGUGACGGACGUGCGUGAUGCCGAGGAGGUGAGCAAGGGGUGGCGAGAGAUAAGACGGUUGAUGGAAAUCAAGUACAUUGUUGGAGGUUGGGACUUUCAGAUAGCAGUUGUUCGACGACAUUGAAUGCAGCAUACACACACACAUACAUACGCGAACAAUAUAUAAUGAUGUACAAUAGCGACGUACUAUACGACCACCGGGGGGAGGCGU